Molecule: messenger RNA, 4703 nt
Organism: Paramecium pentaurelia
Lineage: Eukaryota; Ciliophora; Oligohymenophorea; Peniculida; Parameciidae
Source: the annotation of a GenBank genome assembly
AUGGUAAUAUUAGAGUUUACUAGCUAACCAUCAUAAAUAAUUCAUAUUGCCUCUCAAUUUCUAGGUGAAUUAAUGAUACUAAAAUGUGGAUUAUUAAUAUACUCAGAUGGGUAAGGUAAGAAAAAGUCUUUUGAAAGUUUCCUUGUAUAUAUUAUUAGACCAUAUACAUAUUUUAUACAAUAAGAUUUAUAGGUUGCAUACACAAUAGUUACUUUUGUGCUUAUGCAAAUACUGAUAUUCUACUGGUGUUAUCUAAUCAUAUAUAGGGAGAAGAAAAAGAUAAAAUCAUUCAUAAAUGUAAUUCAAAAAUAUGAGUCUCAUUCAACCCUGAAUUUUAUUUUAAUUUUGUUAUGGAAAACCUUAUUUUUGUUUUUAACAGAGUUUCUGGGGUUUGUUCUAUUAGAAGGAUGCUUUGUAAUAUUAUUUGAUAAUAUAUAAGAUAAUAUAUUUUGUAUUAUCUGUUCAACCAUAAUUAUUUUAGAAAUCUUUUUCCUAAUUAUAUUCUAAGAAUUAUUUUGGAAUAAAAGUUUACAUUAUAUACCAAAAUAAUUGAACUAAAUAAAUUAACAAACAAUAUUGGUAUUGUAUGCUAAAUUAUUAAAAAUAAUGACUCUUUGUCUUUUUGCAAGUUAAAUAACUAAUAAAUCUUAUAUAGUAUUAGGAAUUUCAAUACUAAGUAGUUUCUUAGAAUUAUAUAUAUAAUUAAUACUGAAAAUAAGAUUGGACAUAUUAAUUAUUAAAUUGGAUGUAUUAAUGUAAAGCUUAAUUAUAUGUGUUUCAAUAUAAUAAGUAUUUGUGAUGGCUAGUACUUCUUCAUUAGAAUUUUUGUGGAUAAUUGUUGGGAUUUUACUUUACAAAUCAAUAUGUUAAUUUUACUUAAAUGAUAAUGUUAUCUCAAUUUAAUCAAAUUAAAAUUAAGGGGAAUAAAAACUCAUGUGCGGAAGAAAGAAGAUUUAUUUAUAUUAAAAUCUUAUUUCGAAAAGAGACUCAGAAUAUAGAUUGAUUAAUAAGAUUUUGAUAUAAAAACAUUAAGAGGAUUGCUCAAAUAAAUCUUGUUUUUGUAGGAAUGAUGAAAUGAUUAUGAUUAAAUUGGAUCAUUUGAUUAUUAAAGAAUAAAUUCAUGAAUACAAAUAGCUGAUAUCAUAAUAGAAAAUAAAAUCAUCAAUACUCUACAUAUAGUAUAUUUAAUUACUUAUACUUAAUAAUAAAUAUUUUGAAGCAUUAAACAUUACUUAAAAAUUGAUAAACUAAAUCAAUAAAAAAUCAAAAUUUACUACACAAGUUUAAAUAAUAAAAGGAUAGGUAUCAUUAUUGCAUAAAUUAUUGUUAAAAUUGCUUUAAUAAAAAAUUUUAAUUAAUAUUUAAUCAUCCCUUUUAAAUAGUGCUUAACAUUCGACUAAAUCAUAGGGAUUUAAAUAAGCAAUAAAAUCUUAUUAAUAAAAGAAAGAUUCAGAAAAAAUUAUUUAAAAUCAAUUCAAUAGAAUAUUGAAAUUAAAAAUUGAUUUUUUAGAAGAAUUAUCAAAUUCUACUUCUUUAAAUGCUAAAAAAAUAAACGAUAAGGCUUUCAAAAUUAUCAAUCAAAUGGAUGAAUUUAAAUAAUAAUUGAUUCUCAAUUUUUAAAAGAUUCCAAGUAUAAUAUUUAUUUAAAUUUAGCACAUAGUAAUAAAGGAUUAUUGUUAUUCUUCUAAAUUGAAGUCUUAAAUGAUCUAAUAAAUUCUCAAAAGAUUAAUGCAGCAAGUACUUUAUCAGAAAAUUAAGAAGAAAUGAUAUUUGUAAACAAUAUUUAUUAACAACUUGUUAAUCAAUUUUCAUAUGCUAAAUUUAUUAUUGGAGAAGAAGGUAAUAUUGAGUUAGCAUCAAAUAGUGUAUCAUAAUAAUUAAAUAUUGGGGUUAAUAAAUAUAGUGCCUUUAAUGAAAUGGUUCCAUAAUCAUUGGUAUCUUUUCAUAAAUAGUUUAUGAAAGAAUUUAUUUCUACAGGAUAGAAUAAAUACUUUUUAAAUAUUAAUUAAUCAUUUUUACAAAUAUCUACAGGCAUAAUAAUUCCUAUUGAAUUGUGUAUGGAUAUUUAAUUUGAUUAAAAGAUGAACUAAUUAAUGGCAAUAACAUUCAUAAAAGAAGCACAUACAAACAAUUCCUUUCAUUAUAUCAUAGUAGAUGAUAGAUAUAGAAUCAAAGAGAUCUCACAAGGUUUAUAUUUUGAAACUUUAGAAUAUCCAACUUUCGUUAAAAUGCAAUUAUAUAAUUCAUCUAUAUUCACUCUUAUACCAGAAUUAAAAAAAGAAGACUUAUCUUUAGAUAAAACUUUAAGGUCUUAUUCCUUGUGCUUUCCAUAAAAUAAAUAAACGUCUAGUAGUUUAAGAAGUUAAAAUAGAUCACAAGAAUAUUUUCAAGGUGAUAUCUCCAUAAAGCCAAGAGUUAUUAAUAAGAAAAUCUUAUAUUACAUUUUUGAAAUAAGUGAUUUUAAAUCAGAAAGAAAAGAUAUGAUCGAAAUAAUGUCUAUACAAUAAGGAGAUAUGGAUGAAAAAGAAAUUAUAAAUAUUCCAUUAGAAAUCCAUAAUUUGUAUGAAUAAACAGUUCCAAAUUAAAUUUGGCAACUUCCAAUUAAUUCUAAUUUAGAAUCUGAAAGACCAUUAGUAUUUUUAAGUAAUUGUGAUCCUUCAGAGCUUCGAUUGAAAGAUUCAAAGGAUUAAGAUAAUUUCAAUAUUAUGUAGAAUAAAGCAAAAAGUUCUAUUAAUACCGAAAAAAAUUAGAUUUCUAAAAAUGAUUAAGAAAAAUUUGAUGAUGCUGGUUCUUAAAUUUCUUCAGUAGCUGCAAUUAGAAGGUCAAUCUAUUUUAAAUAAUUUUAAAUUGUAAAUGAUUUAAUAUUCUCUAAAAUAUUUCCACCCAAUAUUAAGGCAUUUAACAUCAUCUUUAUAAUCUAUGUUAUUGUUGGAGUUCUUAAUUUUAGUCUUUUAAUUGAUUAAGUUGCAAACUUAUAGAAAUAUUAAGAAUUAAUGGUAUUAUUGAAAAUAAAAUAUGAUAUCUAUGAACCAAUAGAAUCAUUCUUAAAUACAAGAUAUACUAUAGUUGGAUUGAAUGGAGCAUUGUCAAGUAAGAUUAUAUCUUAACAGGAAUAUGAUUAUUUAAUUAAGUUUCCAAGAUCAAAUUUAGCAAAGGGAUAUGAUGAUCUAAAAGUGAACAUUAUGGAUGUUAUUUAGAAAAGAGAGUUUCAAUCAUUUCUAAAAGAUAAAUACUUUGAAGCGUUUUGGUAUACUUCUACUAAUAAAGGAAGCUAAAGAAAUACAACUUUUAGAAGUGGAAUUUUGGCUAUGCUCAAUUAUCAAUAUGAAUACAAAUUGGCUUAUACUAUCAGACCUCUUGUAAUAGAUAGUGCUUACUCUUAUUAUUCAUAUAAGAAUUACAUUCCUAUUUUUGAAAUGUUUACAUAAUUUAAUUCAGAUGUCUUAGAAUUACUCAUAUUAUUGCUAUAAAAUUAAUAGUAUGAACUAGCAUUGAUAAAUAUUAUCUUUAAUAUAUUAUUGGCAUUAAUAACAUUGGGAUAUGUAUCAUAUUUAAUUAAAUAACGUAAAUUAAAAAACAAAUUUUUAAGUCUGCUAUGUCAAUAAGACAAGGAUGUCAUGCAUUAAGAAAGUCAUCGAUUAUCAAUACUUUCUACUUAAAUCAAUACAAAUUAUAAUCAUAUAUGUCAAUAUGCCCUAGAUAUUUAAAUAUUCGAUGAUAAUUUAAAGAUGCGCGAAAAGGAUUACUAUGAUUUAGUCAAUAAAAAGGGUAAGAAAAUCAAUAACUUAAGAAGAAAUAGACAAUUAAAUCUCAUUAACUUUUUCUAAAUUUCGAUUGCAUUAGCAAAUUUCUGUUUCUUUUUACUAAUAAAUAUACUAACAAUUGAUUCUCUUGAUAAGUAUUUGUUUAAAUAAAAAAAUACUGGAGAAAUUUAUUCAUCACUUUCAAACACAGGAGUUGAUGUUUUAAUUAUCUAUGCUCAAAGAGAAGUUAUGUAUAGGAUUGUUGCUUUUUCAUUUCUAUCACCAAAAGACAUUUAGGAUAUUCAAGAUCAGAUUGAUACAAGUCUUCAUUAAAUAACUAAUUUUUCAUAGAAGUUUAUUGAAGUUAAUCAAGAUGAUUAUCUACUUGAUGAAAAUUCAAUAAAACUAUUUCAUGAUGCAAGCACCUCAUCAAUAUGCAAUUUCUUACCUGAAGUAAUAAUUAUUAUAACUGUAGAAAUAUGCUAAUGUUUCACAAUCUUUAUGUCCUAUUGUUUUACAUGGAAUAUUGACUAAAGGAUUGAUAGCAACUUUAAAUUUGAUGCAAAAUUCACUUUUCGCUGAAAAAUAAGUUAAUAACUUUACGUCGAGAUCUAAUAGUUAAUUACCUGUAAAGGAAUUAGAAGGGGCAACAUUUACUGCUUGGGUUAUUUAAGAAUUAGUCAAUAAACUUGAGCAAAAUUUAAAGAGUUAUUCGACUUAACUUUAAUAAUCAUAUAAUGUAUAUAAAUAAAUCAAUAUUACUAGUUUAUUUAUGCAAUUGGUAUUGUAUUGUAGGUAAUCUUUGGCUUAUGUGUAAUUGUAGUAAACAGUAAGUAUGAAGUUUAAUAAAUCAGCCUUCUUAAAAGAGUUGUUUAUUUAAUACCCUAAUCUAUAUUGCUAUUUGAUGAUUCUUUUUAGAGGCAAAUCAAAAUAGUCUUAAAAUAAGAAGAACUUUAAUGA